This is a messenger RNA of Microtus oregoni (creeping vole), 2099 nucleotides long. RefSeq names its product matrilin 1 (gene Matn1). The record is from RefSeq and is a predicted model, not a curated record. The transcript is spliced from 9 exons. Gene Ontology annotation, molecular function: calcium ion binding. NCBI's taxonomy places the organism in Eukaryota, Metazoa, Chordata, Mammalia, Rodentia, Cricetidae. Bases 1 to 1695 code for a protein of 564 amino acids.
AUGGCCCUGCUCCGUCCAGCCGGCAGCCUCUGGGGAGAACUGGCACAGCUGGAGAAGAAGGGACACACACCUCCAUUCAGCCUGGCCCCGCCCCCGGGGGUUGGGGCAGGGGUGCUGUCCCCUGCCCAGUGGGUUGAUAAGACCAGUCCCUCUGGCCCCUCCGGUGUGACACUGCUGUCCCUGUUGCCACCAACCAUGAAGGUCCCCACUGGCCCAGUCUUUGCGCUCUGUAGCCUGCUGCUGCUGCUGUUGCUGCUACAGGUCCCUGGUAGCCAUGGCCUCGUCCCUCAGCCCAGAGGGCACCUCUGCCGGACACGCCCCACGGACCUUGUGUUUGUCGUUGAUAGUUCCCGCAGCGUGAGACCCGUGGAGUUUGAGAAGGUGAAGGUGUUCCUGUCUCAGGUCAUCGAGUCACUGGAUGUGGGGCCCAAUGCCACCCGAGUUGGCUUGAUUAACUAUGCUAGCACCGUCAAGCCUGAGUUCCCACUUCGGGCCCACGGCUCCAAGGCUUCGCUGCUGCAAGCUGUGCGCCGCAUCCAGCCGCUGUCCACUGGCACCAUGACUGGCCUGGCCCUGCAAUACGCCAUCACCAAGGCCUUGAGUGAUGCCGAAGGUGGGCGUACCAAAUCCCCCGACAUCAGCAAGGUUGUCAUCGUGGUGACUGAUGGGAGACCCCAGGACAGCGUGCGGGACGUGUCUGCACGCGCGCGGGCCAGCGGCAUCGAGCUGUUCGCUAUCGGCGUGGGCCGCGUGGACAAGGCCACGCUGCGACAGAUCGCCAGCGAGCCGCAGGAAGAGCACGUGGAUUACGUGGAGAGCUACAAUGUCAUGGAGAAGCUGUCUAAGAAGUUCCAGGAGGCCCUCUGUGUGGUGUCAGACCUGUGUGCCACAGGGGACCAUGACUGUGAGCAGGUGUGUGUCAGUUCUCCAGGCUCCUACACCUGUGCCUGCCACGAGGGCUUCACCCUUAACAGUGAUGGAAAGACCUGCAAUGUCUGCAGUGGCGGUGGGAGUGGCUCAGCCACCGACCUGGUCUUCCUCAUUGAUGGAUCCAAGAGUGUGCGGCCUGAGAACUUUGAGCUGGUGAAGAAGUUCAUCAACCAGAUUGUGGACACCCUGGAUGUGUCAGACAGGCUGGCCCAGGUCGGGCUGGUGCAGUACUCAAGCUCAAUACGCCAGGAGUUCCCGCUUGGCCGCUUCCACACCAAGAAGGACAUCAAGGCGGCUGUGAGGAACAUGUCCUACAUGGAGAAGGGCACCAUGACUGGCGCUGCCCUGAAGUAUCUCAUAGAUAAUUCCUUCACUGUGUCCAGCGGGGCAAGGCCUGGCGCCCAGAAGGUGGGCAUUGUCUUCACUGAUGGCCGGAGCCAGGACUAUAUUAAUGACGCUGCCAGGAAGGCCAAGGAGCUCGGCUUUAAGAUGUUUGCGGUGGGCGUGGGCAACGCCGUGGAGGAGGAGCUGAGGGAGAUCGCGUCUGAGCCGGUGGCCGACCACUACUUCUACACAGCCGACUUCAAGACCAUCAAUCAGAUCGGCAAGAAGUUGCAGAAGAAAAUCUGUGUGGAGGAAGACCCGUGUGCUUGUGAGUCCAUAGUGAGAUUUGAGGCCAAGGUGGAGGAUCUGCUGCAGGCCCUAACCAGGAAGCUGGAAGCUCUGAGCAAGCGGCUGGCUGUCCUGGAGAACAGAAUCGUCUAACAGCUCCCGUGGCCUUGGCAUCUUCCACCCAACGUGCGGCUCACAGAGUCCUGGGAAGGUCCUCUGUAGCUGGAGUUAGUCUGGCUUCGAUGCAGUAGCGAGGUAGCCUGGGGAGAAGGACCGUAGGUCUCCCCCAGCCUCUGGUGUCCUAGGGCUGAGAGCAGGAGGGGAUGCGUGCUUGUGCCUACUGGGAGUGUGUGAUGAUAUCUGUGAGAAUGUGUGUGCCCGAGCAUGCUCACGUGUAUCUGGGAGCAGGGACGUGUGCCCAGGUGGAAAUGCAGAAAAUGGGUGUGUGAGAGACGAUGUGUGCACCUUUUUUUCCCCGACCAAAAGCUUAAUAUAUUUCUGUUUUCAGUUAAUUCUUUAGCCUUUCUUGACUCCGUGAUUCUUCCAUUCCUUGAGGA